AUGAGCGUUAGCUCAAAUACCAGGGACAAAAAAAGUAAGGACAACCCAGUCCUGAAGCCAAACGUUAUUGGCGAAGUUAAAUUUAACCUAACAAUGAAAAAGGCAAAACCAGACAAGAAAAGUAACAACAAGAGAAAUAAUAUGCCAAUGGAAGAAGCAAAUGCUGAAGCUUCAGGAA
Messenger RNA from Diversispora eburnea, 178 nucleotides. The record is from the annotation of a GenBank genome assembly. Lineage: Eukaryota; Fungi; Glomeromycota; Glomeromycetes; Diversisporales; Diversisporaceae.